AGUAGGUAAAGGUCAUAAUAUCAGUCUGUAAUAUCACGUGGUGUAAGUUGCUCGCGUCCAUACGCCUGUAAGUGAGAAUCCCGGCCAACAAAUUGUUUCGCAAUGGCCUCUUAUGUCUUGUGCACUAGGUCAUUCCCGAGGUCCAACCGCCUCUUAUUUUCCCUCUAACACUAACAAAAAUCUUUAAUGAGAAAUUAGCCUUUUAACCCUUGGCGGGCCGUAACAGAGCUUUGAAAGCGCCCAGCAGUUUUCACCUUUUAUGUGCAUAUAUCAAAAAAAUCAGUACAAGUGACAUCAGUAAUAACUGAUAGCAACGAGUAAUAACUUGAUUAGCCAGUGUCCUGUGAUCGAUUGAUUGAUUGACUAUCAAUUAGUCAAUGAUUACUCAUUUAUGUGUCAGUUGGAUUAAAUACACUUAACUCACGGUUCCGAAUAAAGUGCAUUCAACUGUCGUUUUACUCCCCACAGAUAUGUCGAAAACAAUGUUCGACUUUCCAGUCAGUACUGCCAGUAUAAUGAUGAGGUGCCACAUUAUCUGCACGAUCGUCCUCCCUUGCUUGUCAAUCACUGCUUGGAUAGGCUGUCUUCAGCUGUCGAGAUAGGGCAAGAAUGCAUUCAAGUGACAGAUGAAGAACGAGGCACAUUUAAAGUUAAAAGCUUGGAUCCUAACACCAAGGGUUGCUGGUAUUACUUGUCGUUCGGAGACGAUGAAACAAUACCACAUUGUGAAUGCGUUGAUUGGGAGAAGCACUGCCUUCCUUGCAAGCACUUCUUAGCUGUGUUUAGGUAUUUCAAAGGUUGGGGAUUUGAAAAAUUCCCUGCGCAUUACAGAGAAUCUCCUUUUCUAACUUUGGACCAUGUUGUCGUGUUUAGUAAAGAGCCAAUUGCUAAAACCGAUGGGAGAGAGGCAGUGGAAGAUGCGAUACCGGAAAACAAGGUUCAUGGCCCAAAUGUGAUUUUCGAUGAAGAGCCUUCAAAACUUCCCUAUAUCGACAGAAAUCAAGUAGAUCGUGGAACACAAAGUGCAAAGAAGCCAUAAAACAAGUCACAUCAUUAACUCACAUUGUUCAUGACAAUGAAAGCUUGAAGGAAGUGUACACCCUUCUACAUGAUUGCAUUAAUAUCUUGAGCAAUGCUGCCCAGAAGGAAGAAGGCCUUGUACUAGGAAAGCCGCGAAAUAAGGGUUAUUCCAAGUCAAGUACAUCUGAGUCAAGCACAUCCGCGUCAAGUACAUCAAAGCCGAGUACUUCCAAGUCCGUAAGUUUAAGUAGCUUCAAGGAGAUCCCAAAAGUGAAAACCCGAAAUGCGUUCUCUGGUCGGCAUGGUGAAAGGGCCGAGAUAAUGAAAAGAACGUUUAAGGUUAAUGUUGAUGUGACAGCAGGACAACCCGUCCCUAAGCGUGCCAGAGUCUGAGUGACUGUGUUAUUGAAAGUGAAAUUGUCUCAAUGGAUUUAGAUUACAAAGCUGAUCCAGCUACAUCUGAUCCUAAUCCUGCACCAACUUCAAUUACUCCCACUGGGGUACUGGAAGCUGAAUCUACUACAUGUACCAAACCUGAUGCUGAACCUGGCGUUCAAGCUGCUGCUAAACCACAGAACCAAUCUACAGCAAAACCCCACACCCACUGCAUUGCAGUACCACCAGCUACUCGCACGGCAGUAUCACCAGCUACUCACACGACAGAACCACUAGCUGCCCCCACUGCAGUACCACCAGCUACUCCCACUAUAGUACAACCAGUUCUCCUACUCCAGUACCACCAGCUACUCCCACUGCAGUACCACCAGCUGCUCCCACUGCAGUACCACCAGCUACUCCCACUGCAGUACCACCAGCUACGCUCACUGCAGUACCACCAGCUACGCCCACUGCAGUACCACCAGCCACGCCCACUGCAGUACCACCAGUUACUCCCACAGCGGUACCACCAGCUGCUUCCACUGCAGUACCACCAGCUACGCGCACUGCAGUACCACCAGCUACUCCCCCUGCAGUACCACCAGCUACGCCCACUGUAGUACCACCAGCUACGUGCACUGCAGUACCACCAGUUAAUCCCACUGCAGUACCACCAGCUACUCCCACUGCAGUACCAUCAGCUAUUCCCACUGUAGUACCACCAGCUGCUCGAAGCUGUGUCCCUUCCAGCACAGCCAGUGCAAUUAUUGUUGACGACAAUUCUCCUGAUCCUCGUUCAUGGGUGAAACUUGAAAACUGCUGUCCUGAUGAUCCUGAUCAUAAACUUGUUCUC
This is a messenger RNA of Orbicella faveolata, 2251 nucleotides long. RefSeq lists its product as uncharacterized. NCBI's taxonomy places the organism in Eukaryota, Metazoa, Cnidaria, Anthozoa, Scleractinia, Merulinidae. The record is from RefSeq and is a predicted model, not a curated record.